AUGAAGAUGUUGAUGACAACAAUAUUAAUGCAUGUAUCAAAAACAAAUGAAUCAUCCACAGCCCAUAUUUCACUUAUUAUUACGAAAAAUUUAACAACAUUAUCGACACUAACAUCAACAGCUCGCUAUCAUCAAUACUAUUACCAUCUUAGUAUGGGAAAACGACUUAUAAUUUUAUUUGGUUCAAUAUUAACACUAUGGUUUAUAAUGGCUAUCAUAUUUAUUUGUAUUCAAUCAUUUCGACACUUCAGAACGUCAAAGAAAUAUUUUCGAUUUCGAAAACAUGAAUUCCAACAUCCAAUCGAACACUAUAAAUCAUCUUUAUCUGCACAAAAACGAAUUGAACUAUUAUCGCAUGAUGAUAAUGAUAUUGAUGAUGAACGAACAAGCGUUUAUACUGCAUUAUCAUUCGUUUCAGAUAAAAUAGUUGACAUAACAUGUGAAACUAAUAGAAAAACAGUGAAUGAACAAAUACCAGAAGAACAAGAAGACGAGAAUCCAAUUAUAUUUGGACCAAAUAGUAACGAAGCAACAUUCAGCAGUUAUAAUUAUUAUCAAUCUGGUUAUAAAAACUAUGGUUAUUCGAAUUCAACGUUAACAUCAUCGGUUGAUACGAGAACAAACUUUUUAUAUUAUCCCGCUUGUCGAAAUUUUGCCUAUUCACAAUCGACCAUAGCAUCAUCGAUUGAUUUAAAUGAGAAUAUAACUGCGCCACCAUCAACACCCAUAAAUACAAAUCAUUUAACUAAUAUAGAAAUAGUCCAUAGUACACAUAAAAAAAUUAUCGAUUCAACACCAGCACAACCCUCUCGUUCAUUGACAUGUACUAAUCGAUUUUAUAAUCGAAUGUUAAAACGAUAUUCAACAGUUACCGAUACAUCUGAAAUAUCUGUUGCAUCUAGUCAGAUAACACAAGCCACUUACAUUUCAACACAAUUACCAAUCGUAAUGAUAACUGAUUGUGAUCGUUUACAAACAGAUAUUAUUGAACUAGACGAUUUUGAACCCGAAAAAGACUGGCGAGGAGCAAUGGUAGCUGAAUUACGAUGCUUAUUAAAUGACAAAAUGCCAAAGCAGCAACAUUUUAUUGUAUCAGAGGAAAAUACUGUAAGGUAA
Molecule: messenger RNA, 1116 nt
Organism: Didymodactylos carnosus
Lineage: Eukaryota; Metazoa; Rotifera; Eurotatoria; Philodinida; Philodinidae
Source: the annotation of a GenBank genome assembly